Plasmodium inui San Antonio 1 is the source of this 2484-nucleotide messenger RNA. RefSeq names its product minichromosome maintenance protein 7 (cell division control protein 47). Gene Ontology annotation, molecular function: ATP binding; ATP hydrolysis activity; single-stranded DNA binding. The transcript has a single exon. Lineage: Eukaryota; Apicomplexa; Aconoidasida; Haemosporida; Plasmodiidae. Gene Ontology annotation, cellular component: MCM complex; nucleus. Bases 1 to 2484 code for a protein of 827 amino acids. Gene Ontology annotation, biological process: DNA replication initiation; DNA strand elongation involved in DNA replication; DNA replication. The record is from RefSeq and is a predicted model, not a curated record.
AUGGAAAUCAGGACUUACGUGGAUGAUAACCACACGAAGUAUUUAGAAGCAGUGAAGAAUUACAAUUCGCACAUAGACGAGUUGGUGACCUUUUUCGACACGUUCGAAGACCCCUCGGCGAACCACACCAACUGGGGGAAGUUAAAAUAUAAAGGAUACCUGCAGAAGAUUCACAAUCACGAAACGGAGUUGCUGCCAAUAUAUUUGGACGACCUAAGGGAACAUUUCUGCAAGGAUAACAAGGAGGCAGAUUACUCCGUGUACAAUGGGAUCAUGACGAACACGCACAGGUACAUGGAGCUACUUUACUCCGCCGCGGACAAAUGCUUAUCCGAUGAAUGUUUCAAAAGGUUUGCAAAGGGUUAUGGGGAGGAAGACGAAAGCGAGAAGACAAAGAGGAAGAACUUGAGGAGAAUAAAUAAUGAAGACCUUAGUGGGUAUUCCACAGACGAAAGUGAAAAGGAAGCUUUUAACAACUUAUUUCGUGACAUGAUUAAACCAAUCGAAGAAAUUAGACAAGAAAGAAUGAAAGAGUACAAACUUCCAGCAUAUUUAAGAGUCAAUUUUGAAAUUAUCCUAAUCCCAAGUUCGAGAGAUCUGGUUCGAAAAAUGAGAGUAGUGAAUGCAGAUUGUAUAGGAUCUUUAAGUACCUUCGAAUGUGAAGUUAUUAGAGCUACCCAACUGAAGCCGAGGAUUCAGGUAGCCACAUACGAAUGUGAUCGAUGCCACGUAUUUGCCUAUAAAGCAGUGGAUGGUCCAUUUUUUAUGCCUCUUUUUGAUUGCCCCGGAUGCACAAAUGUGCACGGUGUUAGAGGAUCACUCAAAUUUCAAGCCAAGUUAAGUAAAUUUGUAAAGUACCAAGAAAUUAAGGUGCAAGAAUUGCCUAGCCAGUUACCAGAAGGAGACAUCCCCAGGAGUAUGAACUGUAUAAUUCAUGGUGAGUCCACCACUUCUGUACAACCUGGGAUGUCUGUCACCCUCACAGGGGUUCUAAUGCCAGUCACGAAAAGUGGAUUCCAAGCAUUAAAGGGCGGACUCAUUGCAGAGAAGGUCUUUCACAUUUACUACGUACAAAACAAUAAAGAAAAUUUUAACGAGCAUAUUGACAACUAUGACAAAAUUAUGGAAGAAGUUCAAGCUCUGAAAAAUAGCCCCAAUUUGUACGAAAAGUUAGCCUUUAAUAUCGGCCCUGAAAUAUAUGGACAUGACGAUGUGAAGAAGGCUCUCCUGCUGCAGCUAGUCGGAGGAUGCACAAAAAAAAAAAAAGAUGGUGGGAUGAUAAGAGGUGAUAUACAUAUACUACUCAUGGGAGAUCCUGGAGUUGCAAAAAGUCAGCUAAUGAAGAAGGUUUGUCUCAUUGCUUCUAGAUCAAUUUAUACGACAGGAAAGGGAAGCAGUUCCGUUGGUUUAACUGCAGCCGUCUUGAAAGACCCCAAUACGGGGGAAACAACCUUAGAGGGAGGAGCACUUGUCCUGGCUGACAAAGGAAUAUGCUGCAUUGAUGAAUUUGACAAGAUGGACGAAUUUGAUCGAUCAGCCAUUUACGAAGUUAUGGAACAACAAACCGUUUCCAUAGCGAAAGCUGGCCAUUGUAGUAACAUGCCUGCGAGAUCCUCUGUAUUGGCAGCUGCCAACCCUAUUAAUGGCAGAUACGAUUGUAAGAAAUCCGUUAUGCUUAACAUGAAUUUGCCUGCUGCGCUGCUAACCAGAUUUGAUUUACAGUUUCUACUUCUGGACAUAUCCGAUCGGGAUAAGGAUAAAAAGCUAGCUGAGCAUGUCCUGAACAUUCUCAAGUGCGCAGACUCUAAUGAUGAUAAAAAGAAAAGAUCCGAAUUGAGCAGCGAAGGGUAUGAAGAAAUUGACAAAACAGUGCUAAGGGCGUUCAUCCAGCUAGCCAAAAAAAAAGAACCCACGAUUUCGCCAGACCUGAUUCCCAAAAUUACCCAAUGGUAUGUUUCUUCCAGACAACUAGAAUCGCAGCAGGAGAGGUACAACGACACCCGUAUUAAUUAUACAACACCGAGAGCACUGCUAGCCAUUCUUCGAAUAUCACAGGCACUAGCCAGACUGAGAGACAGCGAUGUCAUAGAGACAGCCGAUUUUGAAGAAGCCAUCCGAUUAACGGAGCAGUCCAAAGCUAGCGUCUCCCAACAAACGGAAAAAAGAAGAAGGAAAGAUUCCUCCACCGAAAUUAUGAAUAUUAUUAAAAGUAUAAAGGAGAAAAUUAUGGAAAAGAAAAAAAAAUGGAAUGGAUGGAUAUCGAUUGAAGAAAUCGAAACGCAGGCUGUAACCAAGGGGUUUACCAAAGCGCACGUUUUUAACACCAUUGACAAGUACGUGGAGCUCACUGUGUUCACCAUAAACGAGAACAACACGGCCAUUGCCUUCCCGAACGACGUCUACAACGCGGACGAUGAAGAGGAUAAUGAGGGGAACAACAAUGGUGCAGACUCGCCCGACGAGGAGGAAGCGGACGCCUUCUGA